Molecule: messenger RNA, 11841 nt
Organism: Aspergillus oryzae RIB40
Lineage: Eukaryota; Fungi; Ascomycota; Eurotiomycetes; Eurotiales; Aspergillaceae
Exons: 1
Coding region: 1-11841 (3946 amino acids)
Biological process (GO): fatty acid biosynthetic process; secondary metabolite biosynthetic process
Molecular function (GO): phosphopantetheine binding; fatty acid synthase activity
Source: RefSeq, a predicted model, not a curated record
AUGGGCAGCCUUUCUGAUGUCCGCGUGGAGCCAAUUGCCAUUGUCGGUUCUGCGUGUCGAUUCCCUGGGGGAGCCAACUCUCCAUCCAAGCUUUGGGACCUUCUCCAUUCUCCGAGGGAUGUUUUGAUGGACUUUCCACCAAGCCGUCUCCGGCUAUCCAACUUCUAUCACAAAGAUGGAGAGCACCAUGGUUCUACUAAUGUCAUAAACAAAUCGUACCUUUUGGCUGAGGAUCCGAAUGUAUUUGAUGCGGCAUUUUUCAAUAUCAAUGGCCUUGAAGCGCAGGCCAUGGAUCCGCAACAUCGGAUCCUUCUCGAAACGGUCUAUGAAGCGCUGGAGCGUGGCGGCUGUAGCCUAGACGAUAUCCAAGGGACCAAAACAUCAGUUUUUGUCGGCGUGAUGAACGCCGAUUACUACGACAUCCAGCUGCGGGACUCGGAGACCAUGGCUCGGUAUAACGCGACUGGAACGGCAAGAAGUAUUAUAUCAAACCGAAUUUCGUACUUUUUUGACUUGAAAGGGGCAUCUAUGACUAUUGACACAGCCUGCUCGAGCUCACUCGUUGCCUUGCACCAGGCCGUUCUUUCGCUCCAAAAUAGGGAGGCCGAGGCCUCCAUUGUAGCUGGUGCAAACCUGCUUCUCGAUCCCACCAUGUAUAUUGCCGAGUCGAACCUGCAUAUGCUCUCCCCAGAGGCGCGAUCACGGAUGUGGGAUAAGGAUGCCAACGGGUAUGCUCGUGGCGAAGGGUUCGCGGCCGUGUAUCUCAAGCCCCUGUCAGCGGCCUUGAGGGAUGGAGAUGAGAUCGAAUGUAUCAUCAGAGGAACUGGUGUCAAUUCUGAUGGUCGAACGAAAGGCAUCACCAUGCCAAGCUCGGUCGCCCAGACUGAGUUGAUCCGCGACACGUAUCGACGGGCCGGCCUCGACCCGUCUGUGGAUCGACCACAGUUCGUCGAAUGCCACGGAACCGGAACUGCUGCCGGGGAUCCGGUCGAGGCGCGGGCGGUCCAUGACGCCUUUUUUCCCCCGUCCUCCAAGAGAGACAAUGAGCGGCCUCUGUAUGCUGGCUCCAUUAAGACAAUUAUUGGUCAUCUGGAAGGAUGUGCUGGCCUUGCAGGGGUGCUCAAAGCCAGUCUGGCUCUGCAGAACCGCAUCAUCCCCCCGAACAUGCAUUUCAAUGACUUGAGUCCUUCAGUCAAGCCAUUCUACGGCAUGAUUCAGAUUCCGAAACAGCCAAUGCCGUGGCCUGAGUCGACCACAUUCCGUGCGAGUGUCAAUAGCUUUGGAUUUGGCGGGACCAACGCCCAUGUCAUCCUCGAAGGGUAUUACAAGGGGGGCGAGUGCCUUAACGGCGGCUGCCAGCAGGCAAGGCUAGACUCCUUCGUCGGUCCCAUGUUGUUCUCUGGAAAUACCCAAACAACAUUGAGGGCUAUGAUCAAAGAGUACUUUGACUACCUCAGCGCGAACCCAUCCUUGGAUCUCGAAGGGCUGGCAAGGGCUCUUGCAGAUCGUCGAUCUAUGUUUCCUGUCAGAGCCUUCUUCUCAGGAUCUAACCGCGAAGCGCUUCUCAAGUACAUGGGUCAAGCCCUGAUAUCCUCCGAGGGCUCCGACAUUGGCACAAGGUCACUUGCAUCAUCCGACACUCCUGGGCUCUUGGGCAUCUUCACCGGCCAGGGUGCGCAAUGGGCAACCAUGGGCAAGGCGUUGAUCCACAGCUGCCUCCUUUUCCGAGUAUCCAUCGAAAACUGCGAAGAAUCCCUAUCAACGUUGCCAGACCCACCGUCCUGGUCGCUGAUGCAGGAACUUUUGGCCGACGACAAGGAGUCCCGUAUCGGGCAGGCGGCGUUCUCGCAGCCACUCUGCACGGCCUUGCAAAUAGCCUUGGUGGAUCUAUGCUCCGCCGCGGCCAUUACCUUUGAUGCAGUGAUUGGCCAUUCGUCUGGCGAAAUCGCUGCAGCCUAUGCCGCGGGAAUCCUGUCCGCGAAAGAUGCCAUCCGGAUUGCAUACUACAGGGGCCUAUACGCCAAGCUGGCAUCAGGGCCAGAUGGACAGCCUGGUGCCAUGAUGGCCGUAGGCCUCUCCAUGGAAGGUGCAAUGUCAUUCAUUGCAGAGUGUGGCCUGUAUGGGAAGGUGUGCUUGGCUGCCAGCAAUUCUCCCUCCAGUGUCACCUUGUCGGGAGACAAAGAUGCCAUUCUUCAGGCAAAGGGAUUCCUAGAUGAGCGGAAGGUCUUCGCACGGCAGCUGCAAGUGGACACGGCCUACCAUUCCCAUCAUAUGCUUUCUUGCGCAGAUGCCUACCUCAAGUCCUUGGAAGCAUGCAAUAUUAAACCAAGUUUGCCACGUGCGGGCUGCGUAUGGGUAUCAAGCGUGCGGGGUGAUAUUGAGAUUCUUGAAAAAGGGGAUUUUACUAGUUUGAACAGCCAGUAUUGGGUAGACAACAUGGUCAAGCCCGUCCUGUUUUCUCAAGCCGUGGAAUGUUCACUCUGGGCCGGAGGCCCCUUUGACAUGGUGCUUGAGCUGGGCCCUCAUCCCGCGUUGAAAGGACCCGCCACCCAGACAUUGAAGUCGGCUCUUGGCACCUCACUUCCCUACGCCGGUAUAAUGCGUCGUGCCACAAACGAGGUCGAGGCAUUCUCUGGGGCAAUUGGCUACGUGUGGUCUCAUCUUACUGACUACCACAUUGACUUUGCUUCCUACCGCGAGUCAUUCUUCAAGGAGGCCGAUCGAGCUCCAGCUACCCUCAAAGACCUCCCAUCGUAUCCGUGGCAGCAUGACAAAGCCUACUGGAAGGAGUCUCGCAUUUCUAGACAAUUCCGCCUACGGCAUUCACCGUUGCACGAACUUCUGGGUAGGCGGGCCCCAGAUGACUCAGACAGUGAGAUGCGUUGGCGAAAUGUUCUGCGGUUGUCGGAGUUAGAAUGGAUCCGCGGACACGAGUUUCAAGGCCAAGCCCUAUUCCCAGCGAUGGGGUACAUUGCAAUGGCUUUGGAAGCAGUUACAAUUGCAACGAAAGGCCAACAAAUCAGUCUCGUCGAUAUUGAGGACUUCCAUGUCCUACAAGCAGUCGUUCUCGAAGAAGAACAUCCUGGGGUGGAAAUUGUGUUUAGUCUAAAGCAAACCGGUGACUGCAAAUGGGACUUCAACUGCUAUACCUGCUCUGAUGAGUGGAAGGACCUGACCAAGACGAGCACCGGACGCCUCAUUCUUUUUAAGGGUGAGGGCUCCGCUUCAGAGCUUCCAUCGCGGCCAAAGAAACGGGCAAACCUAUCACCGCUCGAUCGCGAGAUGUUCUACCGCAAGCUGUCUAGUCUCGGACUCAGCUACCAUGGCCUGUUCAAACCUCAGAGCUCAUUCCAGAGAUCCCAAUCUUAUGCCACUGGAAGUGCCUCCUGGCCGCUGGAUCAGCUGGGUCAGGAAUACGUUGUUCAUCCUGCCGUGAUGGAUGUUGCAUUGCAUUCCAUAUUUGUGGCAUUCGCCUCCCCCGUGAGCCAUGAGCUCUGGGCGACCUACCUGCCUGUCGCAAUUGAUCGGUUGUCCUUCAACCCAAAUAUUAGCCUCUAUGGCACGGAUGGGGCUCUGACGAUCGAGAUAGAUACGUUCAUAACGGAAUCUUCAUCUAGCACUAUGAAGGGUGAUGUGUAUCUGUUGUCUCCAGAUGCCACUCCAAGCAUCCUUAUUGAAGGUGUUCGUCUUCAAUCGUUCACAGAGGCUAAGGCACUGAAUGAUCGACUGCUAUUCUCCAAGAUCGUUUGGGGUGCCGACAUUGCCCAUGGAUUCUCGUCGCGUGCAGUCGAAUGCGCGAACAAAGAUCAAUUCGAGCUCUGCGACGCAAUGGAGCGUACCUCUCUCUUCUUCUUACAGCGUGCCUUCGCCGAGUUAGCCCCCUGUGAGAUCGAGCAAUCCGAGCCUCAGUUUCGACACCUGCAUACCGCAUUUCUGAAGGUUAUCGAGCAGAUUAAGGGCGGUUUACACAAAAGCAUCCACAGCGAAUGGCUAGGGGACUCUUGGAAUGAUGUAAACUCGCUUCGUCGUUCAUUUGAGUCUUCGAUAGACCUGGAAAUGAUGCAUGCAAUUGGCCAGUCUCUUCCUGACGUGAUACGCGGCCGUAGGCCACUCUUGGAAGUUAUGAUGCGGGACAACCUCCUCAACCGAUUCUACACAGAUGGUCGACUAUUUGUGCCCCUUAACCUCUAUGUUGCCAAGACUGUCAAGGCCAUGAUACACAAGAACCCUCAUAUGAAGAUCCUGGAGAUUGGUGCAGGUACUGGUGCCACCACGAAAGCCAUCCUUGACACCAUUGGAGACACAUUUGACUCAUACACAUACACCGAUAUCUCUCCCGGAUUCUUUGCACAAGCCCAGGAAAGGUUCGCACUUCAUAGGCAACAGAUGCGAUUUCAAACCUUGGACAUCGAAAGGGACACUGUUGAACAAGGGUUUGAACGGCACAGCUAUGACUUGGUGGUUGCCGCUAAUGUUCUGCACGCGACAUCUCAUUUACAGGAAACAAUGGGUCAUGUCAGGUCCCUGCUUCGUCCUGGAGGCUACCUGCUCAUAGUUGAGGUAACGGGUGAGACGCUGCAACUCAUGUAUGUUAUGGGUGGCUUUCCGGGCUGGUGGUUGGGCGUGGACGAUGGCCGAACGGACGGUCCGGGCAUUCCUGCCGUCCAAUGGGAGGGUCUGCUGCAAAUGACGGGCUUUUCCGGGAUCGAGGCAACCGUUUCUGAUUUGCCAAGCGAUGGUAAGCAUUCAUGCUCCGCCUUGGUCAGUCAGGCCAUUGAUGACAAGCUUGAAUUGUUUCGCGACCCAUUGCCUAGAGUUGGCGAUGUCCCUAUCCGGGAUCCAAUUCUCAUCCUCGGAGGAGGCACACUCCCUGUCGCAAAGCUGGUGACCGGAGUGCGGAAGCUGUUAAGGCCUUUCCGUUGGAACAUCCAACAUGCGCCCAGCGUUGACCAUUUGACGGUUCCUCUUGAGGGUAGUCGAUCAGUCAUUUGUCUCUCUGAGCUGGACAACCCUCUUCUUUCCGAGCCAUUGACUGAUACCCGACUUUCCAAGCUUCAAGCAGUCCUGGGUAGUGCGACAAACGUGCUUUGGAUCACAAGAGACCGGCUUACAGACUAUCCACAUUCGAAUAUGAUAACUGGGCUUGGCAGAACGCUACAGUUUGAGCUUCCCGAUAUCAAUAUUCAGUUCCUCGAUAUUAGAUCCGGCAUCUCGAUCGGUGCGGAUCAGGUUGUGACCAAGUUCCUCCAGCUUUGCCUGGUAAACUCGCCAGAGUAUUUACAGGAUGAUGUGCCAUGGAAGAUCGAACCGGAGCUGUCGUUCGACGGCGGGGAAUGGCAAAUACCUCGUAUUAUCCCGUACAAAGCACUCAACGACCGGUACAACGCCACACGCCGCCAAAUAAUGAAACCGCUGGACGCUUCCAGGCAGUCAGUUGAGCUUGCGUGCUUCGAUGGCCGUAUCAUUAUCCGUGAAGGCAAACGCGUAACCGGCACAUCUACAGGUUCGGUGCGUCUCAGGACCAUCCUCGCAACUCGAUUGGUCAGUAGUCGGCUAGCGUCAUUCUUUCUUUGCAUGGGAGUUGAAGCAGAUAAUGGAAGGACUGCAGUAGCCAUUACCACCAGGAUGGGGUCUCUAAUGGACAUCCCGUCGACAGAUGCUUGGUUCCUUCCGCAACGUUCGCAGUGUGAUCCAGCGUUGCUUUAUUUCAUUGCUGGACAGGUUCUUGCAGUCGCAUUAUCUUUUGCCUCACCGCGCUCAGGAUCCGUUAUUCUGUACGAGCCGACAGAGGCCCUUGCUGAGGCAAUCAUAUUGAGUCGGUCCUGGGUGCAAGAACAACCAUACUUCAUCACAUCCAGGUCUGGUACACUUCAGAAAGGCUGGACUUAUAUUCAUCCCCGUGUAUCGCAUAACAUAGCAAGAGAUGUACUUCCCGGUGAUACCGCAGCGCUCAUAGAUUGCUCGGAUGAUUGUCCGCAUUGGGCUGUGCCUACCACGGUCGGGAAACUAAUCCCUUUGGCGUCUUGCGUCGUGGAAUACCUAACGCGCACACCUAGUACCUUCAGCAGUAUCAUCGAACACGCGUAUUCCGAGUCACUGCUGGCUGCGUUGCCUUCGACAGCGCAACUUUCAGCGUCAAUACUCUCAGUUGAAGACAGCGCGGGUCAAUCCUCUUCUCUGCUGUCCUAUCCUAACAUCGUCAAUUUCGACUGUAACAAUGCGGUCUUAGCUACGGUAGCUCCACUAGACUGCACAGGAUUGUUCUCAUCUGCUAAGACAUAUUGGAUGAUCGGCCUCAACUCCGAGCUUGGUCUAUCCAUUUGUCGCUGGAUGAUUGUUCAGGGUGCCCGACACAUUGCCAUAACCAGCCGCAGUGGCAAGGUUGAUGCACCGUGGCUUGACGAAAUUCAAUCCAUGAACGGAAACAUCAAAGUAUACCCAAUGGAUGUCGCUGAUCGUGAGGCAGUGCACUCUGUCCACCAAGAGAUCUUGAGAACGAUGCCCCCCAUUGCUGGAGUUUGCAAUGGCGCGAUGGUUCUCUCCGAUAAACUUUUCAUGAACAUGAAGGCAGAAGAUAUGAAUAAGGUGUUGAAACCUAAAGUAGAUGGUUCGAUCUACUUGGACGAGCUCUUCUGUACCACGCAACUUGACUUCUUUAUUCUUUUUUCGUCGCUCGCUAGUGUGGUAGGAAACGGCGGGCAGUGCAAUUACCAUGCCGCCAAUAUGUUCAUGACAAGCCUUGUCUCUCAGAGGAGAUCGCGUGGUUUGGCUGCUUCGGUGAUCGACAUUGGUCUAGUAGUGGAUGUAGGCUACGUUGCUCGGGCUGGACAAUCGUUGAUAGACCAUCUUGUGAACCUAUUCUACACACCCCUGUCGGAGUCGGACAUUCAUAAGCUAUUUGCUGAGGCCGUCAUGGCAAGCCCUGUGGACUCCGGACUAUGUCCUGACAUUAUCAUGGGUGUUGAGCCAGUUCAUGAUAUUUCUGCGUCCCUGAAGAAGCCACCUUGGUACAACAACCCGAUCUUCUCGCAUCUUCGACUCGGGACAGAAGCAAGCUCGCAAGACAGUGACCAAUCCAACUCGACAUCAGCUAGUAUCAGGGACCAGGUGAGCAGUGCCAGCUCUGUCGAGGAAGGCACAGAUGUCCUCCUGCGUUGCUUCGCGGCCAAGUUAGAGGCUAUGCUAUCUCUUGCCACCAACAGCGUUAACGUCAAUAUGCCAUUGCUAGACAUUGGAGUUGAUUCUCUACUUGCAGUUGAGAUCAGACAAUGGUUCUUCACCAAGCUUUAUGUUGACAUUCCAGUGCUGAAGGUUCUUAGCGGAGAUACAGUUGUUGAGAUUUGCGCGGAGGCGAUUCAAAAGUUCGCGCAGAUGAGCCCAAGCGCAUUCCAAGGAACGUCCAGCGCUGCUUCAAAGAUCAAACAGGCAACGGCAUCACCACCUGAGAUAGGCAGAGAGGAGGCACAAUCUACGUCGAGGGCCGGUAUUUUGCCCACAGAUCAGGACAAUGACAAUUCCUCAGACUCAGAGUCGCAACGGAAGUCAGGCGCCAGUUCCUCAUCUGGAUCAGGUACCAGGACUCCGACAAGCAUAGAUGAGUACUUUGAGACAAACGUGAAUAUGCUUUCUCGGUCGGGUCCUAUGUCCUACGCACAAUCUCGUCUAUGGUUCCAGCAACAACUGGUUAAAGACCCCACUGCUUUGAAUAUUGUUGUUCGUUUCGAUGUCAAAGGCUAUCUAGAUGUAGAUAGACUUGCAGCGGCUGUGACCGCUACGGUUAACCGACACGAUGCACUCCAUUCUGCUUACUUUGCCCACCUGGAUACCCAAGAGCCUCUUCAAGGGGUGAUCGAAGCGCCCGGAGACAUUUUUCAGCACGUCAAGGUACACGACGACAACGCUGCGAGCGCUAUUUUUCUGGAGAUGCAGAAUAGACAUUGGGACCUCGAAAGAGGCGAUGUGUUCAAGGUCACUCUGUUGACAUUCCCUACCAACGUACAGUCCUUGAUUAUUGCUUAUCAUCAUAUCGUCCUGGAUGGGUUCAGCUGGCAUGUGUAUCUUCGCGAUCUGAGCAUGUCCUACCAGCAACAAGCACUGCCACCUGUAGGGCCACAAGCUCUGGACUUUGCUUUGAUAGAGGCCCAGGAGACUAAAAAUGAAGAGUAUAAUGCUCAGCUAGAAUUUUGGAGGGAGGAGCUCUCGCCCGUUCCAGAGACUUUCCCACUUCUGCCAUUUUCUAGCUCUAAAGUUCGACAAGACAUGCAGAGCUUCCAGAGCACGACGGCGACACGUGAACUGCAUUUCGAUAUCCUGGCGCGUGCCAAGGCCGCCAGCCAGAGACUGCGAGUGACGCCCUUUCACUUCCACCUUGCAAUUGCUCAGGUCCUGUUGUACAAAUUGACGAAUAUUGGCGAUCUUUGUAUAGGAGUGACAGAUGUCAAUCGGACCAAUAGAAAGUUCGCUGAAACGGUUGGAUUCUUCCUAAAUUUGGUUCCCUUGCGCCUUCGCGUCAAACCGACCGACUCGUUUACUGAGGUGCUCCACCGGACAUCGAAGAAGGCCCUGUCCGCAAUGGAGCAUUCUGGAGUGCCUAUUGACGUAGUCCUUCGUGAACUGAACAUCCGGCGAUCGUCAGGCCACAGUCCGCUGUUCCAGGUUGUGUUCAACUACAGGGUUGGUGAUAUGCUUCAGGUCCCAUUCGGAGGUGGCCGACUUGAACUUCAUUCCAGCAUAGAAGCUCGAAGUCCUUACGAUGUCGUAUUCAAUGUCACCCAAUGUCCUAGUGGAGCGAGCUACCUCCAGGUUACUUCUCGGGAUGCUUUGUACGCCCCUGAGGUUUCGGGCGUGAUAUGCGACAUGUAUAUUCGUCUCCUAGAGGAUUUCGCUGGGGACACCUCUAUGCAAAUACAGGACGGUCUCCUUAACGACAAAAGCGAACCGGGGAUAGGGCUUGGACCUCGCCUCGAAUUUGGCUGGCCUCGAACUAUGAGCGAGCUAUUUUCUCAGCGUGCAGCAACUGACGCGAAUAGUAUUGCCGUGAAGGACUGCAGGGGGGCUGUGAGUUACGCAGAGCUACAGCAGCGGGUCGCCGACAUCACACAGGACAUAUUGGGGUGCAACCCUCCGCCCAAUGCACGGGUUGCUGUCUGCAUUCACCCUUCGAGGGAUACGAUAGCUGCGAUGCUGGCGACUCUUGCAGCUGGAUGUGUGUAUGUGCCUAUCGAUAUAACAUUACCUGAAGCUCGGCGAAGAGCUAUCCUGGACAGCUGUCGACCCAGCGUCAUAUUGUGCGAUAGCACGUCAGCAGACAGUAUCGACCAAUUCGCUCCACAAGAAUGCAGGAAAGUUGAUCUAGGCGAUUCGCCAACACGUGCAACUACGACUGCAAUGCCCGAACCAGUUGCGGAUGAUCCGGCCUUCUUGCUCUAUAGUAGUGGAUCAACCGGGAUCCCGAAAGGGAUUUUGCUUCCUCAGAAAGGCUACAUGAACUACCUAGCAUCGAAAGGUCACCACCUAUGCUUGGGGCGAGAGGUUGUCCUGCAGCAGAGCUCAGUGGGCUUCGACAUGUCUAUUGCUCAGAUCGGAAAUGCCCUUGCUCAUGGAGGCACUGUCGUGGUUGUCCCGCAGAGUGUCAGGGGCGAUCCUGUUGCGACGGCACAGUUGAUGCUUCAGGAGAAGGUUACUUUCAUGAUUGGGACGCCGUCUGAGUAUCUGAUGCUUCUUCAACAUGGCGGUGACUACCUCCGUCAAUACAGGGACUGGCGACAUGCCUGUCUCGGUGGUGAGUCGGUGACGGAGCCACUAAAGCGCGAGUUCCGGCGCUUGUCUCCUAACUGUCCCAAUGUGACUGAUUGCUAUGGACCAACUGAAAUUUCCGCCGCUACUUCAUUCAACACGCUUGACCUGGACCGGGGUGCAGCCAAUGAAUAUUCAACGGUUGGAAGACCGAUUCCCAAUUCGACUAUAUACAUCUUAGGUGACAAUGGGGAUAUCGUCCCACCAGGCUUGGUUGGCGAAAUAUGCAUUGGUGGUGUCGGGGUCGCCCUCGGGUACUGGAACCUGCCAGACCUUGAGAAGCAAAAGUUUAUCCAUGACCCUUUUGCAUCUUCAGCAGACAGGCGCCGGGGCUGGACGAGGUUGUACAAGACCGGCGACCGUGGGAGGCUGGGGCCAGACGGGGGCCUGAUAUUUAUGGGCCGACUCGAUGGUGACACGCAGAUCAAGCUACGUGGCUUACGGAUCGACCUCGAAGAGGUGGCCAACAGCCUGCUUCAAGUCGCCGCCGGACUGCUUUCAGAAACGGUGGUCUCGGUACGGGGGGACCCAGAAUUCCUUGUCGCUCAUGCAGUACCCGCCAGGGGUCAAAAGGUGACGAAUAGCGAUCUCGAGUCGUUCAAGAGAUCCCUGCCGCUACCCCAAUACAUGUGUCCGGCAGCUAUAGUGUUACUUGAUCGUCUUCCCACCACUCCAAAUGGGAAGGUCGACCGGAAGGCUUUACAAGAUAAGCCUCUGCCUACUGAGCCUGACUCGUCAUUUCCCACCGAGGCUCUGAGUCUUGCAGAGGGGGAGCUACGCCUGGUGUGGCAAGAUGUUCUGCAGCAGACCGCUCAGACCGGGCGAAUUGAUUCACGAACGGACUUCUUCAUGGCGGGCGGCAACUCCCUUCUCCUGGUCAAGCUCCAGGGAGCGAUCAAGAAUGCAUACGGCUUAUCCAUCGCCCUCAAAGAUCUGUACCGGUGUUCUACGUUGGGACGGAUGGCUACUCUGAUUGACGCCGAGAAGAAGAACCAGCCUAUCUUCGAGAAAAUCGACUGGGAGGAUGAGACACGCGUGCCCGGCAGCCUCGCACGUGGCCAACGGUUGCGAGAGCCCAAAAAGACUGAUCUGCACAUCGCCCUCACUGGAUCCACCGGGUUUCUGGGGAUGGAGAUUUUGAAGGCCUUGCUAGAACAGCCGACCGUCAGCAAAGUCCAUUGUCUUGCAGUAGAUGCGCAGCACGGUCAGAGCCUCCCAAAAUCCCAUAAGAUUGUUAUCUACCCUGGAUCCCUCAAUGUUUCUGCGCUAGGGCUGAGCACCAGGGAAGUCGACUUUUUGAAGUCGACCGUAGACGCCUUGAUCCAUGCGGGUGCGAAUGGACAUUGCCUAAACAACUACUUCUCGCUGCGGAUGCCCAAUCUAGGAUCAACUCGCUUCCUCACCGAGCUGGCGCUCUCGAGAGGCGUUCCCCUACACUACGUUUCUUCUAACCGGGUGACGUUACUCUCCGGCGAUGUCGCGCUCCCUCCGGGGUCAAUGUCGGCAUUCCCGCCGCCCGAGACUGGCAGCGAUGGUUUUACUGCGUCGAAAUGGGCCAGCGAGCGAUAUCUGGAGAACGUUGCCGAGGCGACGGGGUUAGAUGUGUGCAUCCACCGACCUUGUGCGCUGACAGGCGACCAAGCGCCCAGCGAGGAUGCCUUGAAUGCGAUCCUGCGGUUUUCUGUGCUGAUGAAAGUCGUACCACAGUUUCCCAAUGUAAGAGGAUUCUUUGAUUUUGAAAAGGUGGGAGUUGUGGCAACCAACAUUGUGAAGAAGGCUUUGCAGAGUGUGCAGGUAACCAGGGUUCAUGCCACAUCGGUUGCAUCAUUCGCCCAUCACUCCAGUGGGGUCAAGGUGCCGGUUGACAAGAUCCAGGACCGUAUGCAGGACCUUUAUGGUGGGGUGUUCGGUCGUCUUGCGCUUGCAGAUUGGGUGCAGAGGGCCCGCACUUUGGGAAUCGAGCCCCUGGUAGCCAGCUACCUGGAGGCCAUGGAGUCGCGAGGCGAGGAGAUGGCGUUCCCCUUCCUAGGGAUGCCAAGCGACUAA